Messenger RNA from Entrophospora candida, 1107 nucleotides. The record is from the annotation of a GenBank genome assembly. NCBI's taxonomy places the organism in Eukaryota, Fungi, Glomeromycota, Glomeromycetes, Entrophosporales, Entrophosporaceae.
AUGUCAAGAAAUUGGAUGGAAGAGGAAGCUCAAUUUCAUGAUAGCAAUUUACUUUAUAAGUUAUUGAAAACAGCUCAACAUCUACCUAUCGAUCUGGAAGUAGCAUUAAGUUGUGGAUUGAAUAUCAGAAUAAGUAGUCCAAUUUUUUCUAAUAUUGGUCCUAUUGUGUGUGUCACUGAUCCAAAACAUCUGAGAAAAAAUACUAGAAAUAGUAUUUAUAGUGGUGCUAGGAUGCUUAGUUUUGGUGAUUCAUAUGUUGGAUUUCAACAUGUUUUUGAUUUAGCAAAUAAUCCAGAAUCUGUUUUAUUUCAUGGCGAUGUUUGUAAUGUUGACAGUCAAGAUGACAGUGCAGCCUAUAGAUUAUUUUCACCUGAAUUUUUCUUGGAAGUAUCUAAUUCCAUAACCAGAUACAUUUGUAAUUACUUUGAAGGAAAUUUAUCUGAAUAUAAAGAUAUAUUGUCAAUCUGGCCAAGCAAUUAUGAGUUAUCUACUGCAAUUCAUGAAGCAUACCAAGAAGCAAAUAAUCUGGCUAAAAUUGUUGGAAUGUUCAUGAAUUUAGAUUCUUUACUGUCAACAAUGCUUUAUAAUUUUAUAGAAACAACCAAUGAAAUUGAAACUAAAAAUAAUCAAGAAACUUUUCAAGGAGAUGAAGGAAUUAUGUUUGAAAUUGCUCAAUUGAUGGAAAAAUUCUCAAAUUUAGAUAUUAGAGAUGAUAAUGAUGAGGAUUUGAAUUUGAAUUAUGAAAAUUUAUAUGUUUCACUAUACAACCAAAGAGUAUCCCAUCAAGCUUAUAUUUCAAAAAACAUCAUUCAUAGUAGACAUCAAAAUAUUCCAAAUAGAUCAGAUUUAACAAGUACCCUUAAUUCAUCAAUUAUUAGUCAUCAUGUUUCAUAUUUAACAAAUAAUUUAGAUAUAUACAAUCAACCAAAAUCAAGACACCAACGUUGGGGUAUUCAUCAAAGAUUUCAGCAAAUAAAUUCACUUUUACCAAAUAAUAAUGAUAGUAGUGAUGGGAUUCCACAAAUUUGCACAGCAAAUAUAUCUUUAAUAUAUCCAGCACAAAGAAAUGGAUUUGCUUUUGCUUUAAUAGAUUCAAAAAUUUAUUUG